Molecule: messenger RNA, 1371 nt
Organism: Penicillium daleae
Lineage: Eukaryota; Fungi; Ascomycota; Eurotiomycetes; Eurotiales; Aspergillaceae
Product: BUD22 family protein
Exons: 2
Coding region: 1-1371 (456 amino acids)
Biological process (GO): maturation of SSU-rRNA
Cellular component (GO): 90S preribosome; nucleus
Source: RefSeq, a predicted model, not a curated record
AUGCCCAAGCGCAAGCUCUCCGAGCUGAACGUUCCAUCGCGACUCGACACCCGCAAAUUGUCGAUUAAGGCCGUCCGGCUAACCACCAAGUUCGAGCAAGGCGUACAAAUCCUAACAAAGGGUCUCAAGACUGCACGGGGUUUCGAAAGACAAAAACUCAGCCGACGCGAGAAGACCGCCAAGGCUGACGGUAAUGCUGCAACGUUGGCGCGACUGGCGGAGGAGGUGGAGGCAUUGAAGGCUAUCGAUUACCCGAUCACAGCAGAGCGAUAUCUUUUCAAACAACUCGUCAAGACGAAGCGGAUUGCGGAAUCACCGACAUUCAAAGAAUUUCAAGAAGCCAAGAAUGUAUCUACCGAGGGACCGAAGAGUGCCGCCGAGUCCAAUGUGCAUGGUCGGCUGUUCAAGUCCACACCUGUGAAAAAUGUGAUGCCCGAUAUCAUGAACGGAAUCCGGAAACUCCUGGGGGUGGAAGAUGCGCCCGCCGGGAAGUCAGACAAAUCUGGUGCCAAGAAAGAUGCGCCUAAGAAAGCGAAACUCGCAGCUCGACAGGACGAUGUAUCCGAGUCAGAAAACGAGGAAGAGCAACCAAAGGAGCCACGGAAAUCAUCAGCAGACAAGGAUCGACAACCAGAUUCCGCAGACCAGCAAGACUUGAGCGUCUCCGGCGAGGAAGACUUUGACAGCGAAGACCUUGCUCAGUUCGAAUCCCGCCUAGCCCCAGGCUCCGGUUCCGAGGAUGAAUCAGGGUCAGACGACGACAUCGAGAAUGUGCACAGGCAAGCCCUGGGCGAUGACAUCUCCGAGUCGAUCUCCCGCUCACCGUCCCCAGACUUAUCUGCCGAGGACUCACCACCACCGAAGAAGGCCAAGGGAGCCAAGGCUUCCAAGGACCCAGUGCAAAGCACAACAUUUCUUCCUUCCCUCACGAUGGGCGGUUACUGGUCUGGCUCCGAGGAGGAGGCUACCGACGACGAAGCAGCCGCCGGUCCACCCAAGCGCAAGAAUCGCAUGGGUCAACAAGCCCGUCGCGCGCUCUGGGAGAAGAAGUAUGGUGCUGGAGCGAAUCAUAUCCAGGAGGAGCAAAGGAAGCAGAGGCGGAGUCGGGAUAGCGGAUGGGAUACUCGCAAGGGAGCGAGUGAUGGUGCUCGUGGACGAGGAGGUCCUCGUGGUGGAAGGGAUGGAUUCGGUGCAGGACGUCCUCAGAAUCGUUAUGAUGAUCGCUCGGGCGCUGGGCAAAGUCAUGGAAACAAGCCUAGGAAUCCUCCAAAGGAUACUGGGCCUCUGCAUCCGUCGUGGGAGGCAAAGCGGAAGCUCAAGGAGCAAGCAUCUACGGCGAAGUUCGAGGGAAAGAAGAUUGUGUUCGAUUAG